CGGACCAAGUAACCUCCAUGACAUGGAUGUAUGAAACAAUUGACAGCAAUACCGAGGUCCAGAGCUGCUCCAAACCCCCAACACAGCCUGUAGUGCUCCAAAAUCAACUCAGCCCAGUCCGCUCAGUCUUUCCUUCCAACAGUCAAUGCAGACACUGCUCAAAAAUAUCAAGGGAACACUUAAUGUCAAUGCUGGCCACUCUGUCUACGAUGAUGUCUCAUGGUUUCAAGAGCAGUAAGCAGAACUUUACCUUUGGACAUUGGAAGGUGACUGCUGCCAAAAAUCACAUUAUGAAAUCCAAAGACAUCGAAAGGUUAGCAGAAGAGAUGAACAUGCCUUCCCUUCCAGAGAUGCUGUUUGGAGACAACUUCUUACGUAUCCAACACAUAGAUGGCUACGGCAUUGGAUUCAAUGCCAUUGAUGCCCUUAGGAGAGUAAACAACAUGGAGGAUGCUGUCAAGGUGGCCUGUGCUCAAGAAUGGCAGGAAAGCAGAGCUGAUUCUGAACACUCAAAAGAGGUGGUGAAACCUUACGACUGGACAUACACCACAGACUACAGAGGCACUCUAAUGGGAGAAGAUAUGCAGAUAAAGGUGACUGAGACAGCAGAGCGUAUCGAUAUGGAGAAGCUGAAGGCUCGAGAACAGAUCAUGUUCUUUGAUGACGUGCUGCUGUUUGAGGAUGAGCUGCAUGACCACGGAGUGUCAAUGAUCAGUGUAAAAAUUAGGGUGAUGCCCACCAGUUUCUUCCUGUUGCUGCGUUUCUUCCUACGUGUGGAUGGAGUGCUGAUAAGAAUAAAUGACACUCGACUGUAUCAUGAGGCUGGAAAGAAUUACAUGCUACGAGAGUUCAGCACCAGAGAAAGCAAAAUAGCGGAACUCAAGAAUGUUCCUGCUGCACUGUACACUGAUCCAAAUGAGAUCGCCCAGCACUUGUCCCUGAAGCUGACAGUGUAUGAGAAGCUGGAAUUUCCCCUGCCUCAUGCUCAGACAGCUGAUAAUGAAGUUCUCCAGUGACCAGUACACUAUAAGGUGCACGCUGAUGUGUUGUGUAAUUAAAAACAGGAAUAAAUAGCACAUCAUUAAUCUUACAGUAACAUGACCAUUGAUCUCUUCUUUAAUUAUCUGAGGAAUUGUUUUAUAUGUGACCACUAUGUUGAUGUGCUCUUGAAAUUCGGCAACCUUUGAGAGUUUGAUUUUGAUUUGAGUUUUCAGUGUAUCAACAUGCAUUGUCUACUUUAAGCAUUUGACAAACCGUAAAGCUUGGUAGGAUAGCUGUAUCCAUACUUUUAAUAUUACUGUAUUCAUGACAUAUUUGUAAGACACUGCAUAAAAUGGAAACAAAGACGGGCAUAAAAUAAAUCUGUAAAUAUGGUUGCUUCUCUACAGUGACUUAUGGAAGUUGAAAAAGUUUAGUUUCCACUUGCAAGUCAAACACCUUUAGAAUCUAUGUGAUCAUGUCUACCAUAUGGCCAAAUAAAUUUUGUUUGUACAAAUAUAA
Limanda limanda (common dab) is the source of this 1500-nucleotide messenger RNA. RefSeq names its product TIP41, TOR signaling pathway regulator-like (S. cerevisiae) (gene tiprl). The coding region runs from base 18 to 1016 and encodes 332 amino acids. Gene Ontology annotation, biological process: TOR signaling. The transcript has 9 exons. The record is from RefSeq and is a predicted model, not a curated record. Lineage: Eukaryota; Metazoa; Chordata; Actinopteri; Pleuronectiformes; Pleuronectidae. Gene Ontology annotation, cellular component: cytosol.